Molecule: messenger RNA, 3106 nt
Organism: Bacillus rossius redtenbacheri
Lineage: Eukaryota; Metazoa; Arthropoda; Insecta; Phasmatodea; Bacillidae
Exons: 6
Coding region: 101-880 (259 amino acids)
Source: RefSeq, a predicted model, not a curated record
GCCAUCUUUGUGAACUGUAUAAACAGACUAGCCGGAGGUUUGUCUGUUAAUAUAUAUUUAUUGUUUUAGUGUGUAUGUGUUUGUAGUUUCGUCACAAAAUAUGUCUGGAGAGAAAGCUGAUUUGAAGAAGGAAAACGCAGUUGAUUCAGUUAAUAAGGAGGCGGAGGAUGAGGGCGUGCAGGGCCGCGGCGGGCGGCGCAGCGGGGGCAAGCGCGUCUCCACCAUCGCGCGCACCGCGCAGGAAGGGGAGGCUCUCUUGAAGGGGCUGGGCCACAAGGAGGAGGGCGGGGGAGCGGAGGUGGAGAACAGGCGUCGCACGCGCUCGUCCACACGGGGCGUCAUGCCCACGCCCCCGCCACCCACCAAGCGCGAGAAGAGGACGCCCGCGAGUGGCACUAGAGGGGGGUCGCGGCGCGGCCGGCCCCGGAAGGAGGAGGACGAGGAGGAGAAGAAGGAGGACAGCGAGGAGCCGGCGGAGGCGGAGACCAACGACAAGGGGGCGGCGGCCCCGGAGGAGCCCGCCCAGCCGGCAGGGGACAAGCCGCCCGCCCCGGAGCCCGCCCCCAUGGAGGUGGAGCCCCAGCAGGACGGCGAGAAGGACGAGCCGGCCGAGAACGCAGUCGACGACAAGCAGGAUGCCCCGAGCUCGGACGGUGCGGAGAGCUCCAAGGCGCCCAGCGGGGACUCGCAGGAGACCCCGGCCCCGGCCCCUGCCGCGGCCCCGGAGGAGGCGGCCGCCCCCGAGGAGACCAGUGCUGCAGCAGCAGAGGCCCCCAAGGACAGUGACAAGAGCCAACCAGAGGCCACGCCCAAUGACAGCACGCCGGCGACGGCCAGCGAGCAGCCCCCUCCGGCCCCCACAGGGACGCCAGCAGAGUAACGUCUGUAGCCGGGCCUCGCGUACCUGAAUUUUUAUAACAUAUUGGUUUGACGUUGACAUCGUCAUGUUUUAAAUGCAAACUAGAACAUCUUGUGUACAGAAAAAAAAAUUAAAAUAACAAAAAAUAUCAGCAUAAAAAAUUUAUGAAACAGACACAGAAAUUGAAAUAGAUCUAGCUGGCACCGGAGCGGGAAUGACGUGUGUCUGGGACAGAGAGCGCCCGAGGACGGCCGUGUUUCCGAGACGUCGAGCAGUAGUUGUGCGCAUGCCCUCUUGUGCCUGUUACGUUCCGUGUUGCACGCGUUCUCCCGUUGUUUCUUAAAUUGUGGCUAGAUUAGUUAUCAGCUGGUGAAGAAUUUUAUUGCGUUUUCGUGGGCAUUUUUCUGUCACCUAAAUUACAUUUCUGAGUUCCAGCUCUGGUGAGUUUUUUUCAUAGUAGUUUUCCGGCUACUGAAUCGCAACUCGUGCAGACGUCUGGUGACUCACGACGAGCGUGCGGGCAAGACCAUCGCGUCAAAUGUGCGUCGGUGCUAAAUGGCAACACGUGUCGGACGCAUGUCAUCGCUUCCUGUGGCGGUGGUGUCUGACUGACCAGAUCACACGGCAGUGCAUGGUUGUGCCGUCUGAUGCGCGACACUUUGGCGUGAGUGACGUGAUUUCCGCAAGACAAUCCAUGCGAGUGUGUGGGGGGAAAGCGCAGACUUUUCAAAGGAAAAAAUGAACCAAGUGCAGUAGUGUCCCGUGCUUCGAGGAUGUCCGGGGGUUUUCCAAAGCUGUUUUAUUUCACUUUUUCUGUGUGUUUACAAGAGUAAUGUUAAUGUGUUGAUGUAAUAACUAUACAGUUUAUACAGAAAAAGUGUCAAAAUUUCUUGAUAAAAAAUGUGUGCUCUGAAUGUUGCCUAAUAUUUAACAGUUAGUGUCCACUAUUGGUUUGUUUUUAAAGCAUGUUGGUCAAAAUGCCUGUCACAUGAAUUGUAGAGAUAGUGCAGAUAUAGAAUGUUUUACUUUGCAAUAUAUAUUUUAACUAUGUGUGUAACAUUUUGUUUAAUUUUGAAAUGCAUAUAUAGUAAUAUAUAAGUAAUGAAAGUUGCAUAAUCUAUAUCAAUGAGGUUUAUUGAUUGGAUGCAUUUGUUUGCUAGGUUUUGACGAGAGAAAAAAAACUUUAUCUUCAGUAAGUUUUCCAGUGAAAGUGAUUAUCAAACUGAUUUCUGAUUUGCCUAUUUUGUACAUAAAAAUAAUUAAGUUCACUUUUCACGAGACUUGGACCUGGAACAAGUAUGCACACCAUGGGAGUGCACAAAGUAAGUUGUGUGUGGGUUUUUUGAGACUUCGUUAUAAUUAUUAUUUUUUAGAUUUUUCAAUGCGACCGCGUGGGUGAAUUCGAUGAGUCGUUUGGUUUCCGUUGUCAAUUCCCCGUUUGGCAGAGUGCGACUUGGAACGCUGCAGAGGCAUGAUGACAAGUGAAUUGUUUUCAGUCGUGUCACUUCUGUCGUGGAUGGCCAGUCUUACCGCCACUUUCCAGUCGAAACCUUUUGUCGGAGCUGAAAGUUCCUGUGAUGUUAGCAAGAGUAGCUUUCUGUCUUCAGUGACAUAAUUAGAAUUACUGCCUGGAUAAAAAUAUAUAAAACAAUUACUGUUGCUCUUUGUCAUGAUGAAGUUUAAAUCUUCUUACCAAAAAUAAUCUGCAUACAACCAUAAAAAUUUUAAAAUUGCAUAGAAUGUUGUGUGUUGUGAGAGUAACGCUUCGCCGUGGGUCAGUACGAGUAGCCGGAUGUGGUGGUCCACGAGAGAACUCUGGCUAGGUCGUGUGCGCUCCGCAGCGUUUCGCGCCAGCUCACUCGUCCACACAGAAGUGCUGAGGAAAUGCAACGAAACCAAAGCAUGUUACUUUUUUUCCCCUAUAAACUUACUUGAUGUUUGUAAUUGUUAGAGGAAGUAAGAAAGUACUGCAAGUUUUUUCUAUAGUUAAUGUCUGUGUCCCAAAUAUGACCACUAACCUAGAAGAGAUGGAUGUGUUUCAUAAGUAUAUCAGUAGGUUCUCGUUAGUCAGGUAGAUUCAGGAAGGCAAAAGAAAUAUUGGUAUUUUAGAGUUAAGGAACAAAGUUUAUGGAGAAUAUUUGUAAAUGCAAAUUGAGUUUUAAAAUAGUUUGACUAUGGUCUACUUUAAAAGCUAUGGGUAUGAUUGUGACUGUUGGCGUCAUAAAAUAAUAAAAUUUUUGAAGAAAA